Lichtheimia ornata is the source of this 1026-nucleotide messenger RNA. RefSeq lists its product as uncharacterized. Gene Ontology annotation, cellular component: eukaryotic translation initiation factor 2B complex. The transcript is spliced from 7 exons. Gene Ontology annotation, biological process: translational initiation. Lineage: Eukaryota; Fungi; Mucoromycota; Mucoromycetes; Mucorales; Lichtheimiaceae. The record is from RefSeq and is a predicted model, not a curated record. The coding region runs from base 1 to 1026 and encodes 341 amino acids. Gene Ontology annotation, molecular function: guanyl-nucleotide exchange factor activity; translation initiation factor activity.
AUGGUAGCCAUGCAAGACGAAUCGAAGCUCGAUCGCUCGGGGGUCAUUGACCUUUACCAAACAUUUCUCCAAGAUCCUGAUCUAUCGACACCUGUAGCUGUUUUCAAGGCGCUUACCGACUUUUGUCGCAACAAUACUGCACCUACUAUGUCCGAGUUUAUGGUCACCUUGGAACGUGCAGCGCAAUCGAUUCGUGACGAGUCAAAGGAAUCAGCUCCCCGCAUGCAAAACCAACAACACAAGGCAACCAUUGCUGCCCUUGCUGGUGUCGAUCUUUUUAUGCGUUUUGUUACCAGACACUCGCACGACUUUUCGCGUUCAUCCGAAAUUCGCAGCUUUGACGAGUUCAAGGAAAAGCUGUUGCAUCGUGCUGGUUUGAUUUUGGAAAAGGCCUUCUCUGCUCGUCUUCGUGCUGCUGAAGUGGGUGCCCAUUUUGUUCAAGAUAAUUCGAUUGUCCUUGUCCAUGCCUAUUCUCGUGUGGUCAUGAGCGUCCUUCAACAUGCCGCCAAUGUUCAGCACAAGCGAUUCAAGGUCUAUGUCACUGAAGGAAGACCCAACAGCGAUGGGUUGCAAGCUGUGGACUAUCUACGUGAAGCGGGUAUCCCAUGUAGAGCUGUAUUGGACUCGGCUGUCGGAUACAUUAUGGAUAAGGUUGAUAUGGUAUUUGUUGGCGCUGAAGGUGUUGUAGAGAAUGGUGGUGUGAUCAACAAGAUCGGCACUUAUCAAAUUGCAUUGGUUGCUAAUGCAUUGAGCAAGCCCGUUUAUGCUGUGGCUGAGAGUUACAAGUUUGUGCGUGUAUAUCCAUUGAACCAAUACGAUCUUCCUUCAGCAUUACCCGAAAUUGUGAGCUUCACUUCUCGACGGAAAUCAUUUAGCAGCACCCAAGCCGAUAGCACAGACCAGCUUGAAGGAUCCAACCCAUUAGUCGAUUAUACACCUCCACAAUAUUUCACAUUGCUACUUACGGAUCUUGGCGUAUUGACACCCAGUGGCGUGAGUGAUGAGUUGAUCAAGCUGUACCUAUAA